CUCGGCUGACUCACACCCACCUCGCCACAACCUCCCUGGACUCACACACACACAGACACACCUCCUGCCGCCGCUGCUGCCUCUUCUCGCCGCCGUCAGCCUGUUACCACGUGAUAAGAGUCCUCAGCUGCUGUGCCUUCGUCAGCUGAACAGGACAGAUUCUCAGAGGAAAACAUUUGCCGACGGCUUCAAGGUUUGGAAAGUCUAAGUCGGAUAUGAUCUACGAGUCCUUGCAGCCAAUUACAACUGGGGUCUGAGACUUCCCUAAAUACUGAUAAGCUGAAACAGAAGCAGCGCUGUGAAUUGUUUAACCUCAGGUGAGUGGUGGUGUACUGAAAUUCCUUGAAAAACCUCGAUCAAACCCGCUGAAACGUCAAUAGAGCUGAAGUUACCAUGAAAUCACCAACAACAACUGCCCUUGGCCUCUUAUUGGAAGCAAACAUCAUGACGUCGCAGGGAGACAUGGCCACCACCACCCUCAUGCCAACGGACCAAUCACACACCUCCUACUCCCUGCCUUUAGUCAAGAACCACGACCCAGCAGAAGUCUCCAGCCUGCAGUUAGGUUACAUGGUGCUCAGCCUGGUGAUAGUGGCUGUGCUGGUGUUAGUGGUGCUGGUGUUGGCCAAGUACUCUGCUAGGUCCAUUUUCUCCAGGGACGUGGAGGCCGGACUUGUGUCAUGGGGUCGCAAAAAAGGUUUUGAAGGUCAAACGGCUAUUAUGAUCUCCCACUCUCUACCUGACCUCUCCAGAUCAGUCUCUCAAGAGCAGCUCCUACCCCAAGAUACCAAGAAGGUGCCGCGUCAGACAACCCUACCCACUGUGCCACAACGCCACGCUACCUUCCAGCGGCAACUCUCCCAGCGUCUUCACUUGGACAGCAUUGAGUUUUCUGUGUGUAACCUUGAGAAGAAGGACGACUUGGGGCAUCUCGCUCUAUUAUCCUUAUUGCCACCUGAACUGUACCGUAACGAGCUGAUGCGACAGUCGUCCGUGGAGAGUAGCGGUGCGGGAAGUGACACCGAGGCCGUAGGACAACUUUCCUUCACCCUUAAGUACGACCCUGGUAUUGAGGGUCUGGUAGUCAAGGUUCUACAGGCCCACGACCUACCAGUGAAGGACGUAAGUGGCUCAUCUGACCCCUACGUGAAGGUCUACCUCCUCCCGGAUCGCAAGAAGAAGUUUUGUACCAAAGUCCACAGAAGGAACCUCAACCCAGAGUUUAAUGAGGUGUUCGUUUUCAGUGUGAGUUGGCCAGACCUCCGGGACAGGACGCUGCAGUUCAGUGUGUAUGACUUCGACAGGUUUAGUCGUAAUGAUCUGAUUGGUCAGGUGGUGGUGAGGGGCGUGGCUGAUCUCUGCCAUCAAGAGACUGAGACAGGUACAUGAUGGAUAUCCUUAAUGCCAGACAAGUGAGUACCAGACAAUACCAACCUAACCUAAUCUAACCAGAUAAUAAACAUUUACUUCAUUUAAAUGUUAAUUACGCUGCAACCCAAGUUUUUAAUCACCUUUAUAUACAUUUCCUCAAGAAUAUAGACUACCAUUACCAUUUCAACAAGUGACAAAAAAUACUCAUAAAAAAACAAUUGGCUAUUAUCAUUUACUUUUCUAUUGCCGACCAUCAUUCAUUAUUCCCACAUUUCACAAUUACCAAGCUUUAUUAUGUUCUUUUCUUGUCUUCUACGUAAGGUUAUAAAAACAUAAAACAUAAGAAUGGAGGAAACUGCAGCGGGCCUAUUGACCCAUAC
This is a messenger RNA of Homarus americanus (American lobster), 1751 nucleotides long. Its product is annotated as synaptotagmin-10-like. Gene Ontology annotation, biological process: regulation of calcium ion-dependent exocytosis; regulation of dopamine secretion; calcium-ion regulated exocytosis. Lineage: Eukaryota; Metazoa; Arthropoda; Malacostraca; Decapoda; Nephropidae. Bases 394 to 1389 code for a protein of 331 amino acids. The record is from RefSeq and is a predicted model, not a curated record. Gene Ontology annotation, molecular function: phosphatidylserine binding; calcium ion binding; clathrin binding. The transcript has 8 exons. Gene Ontology annotation, cellular component: membrane.